Messenger RNA from Passer montanus (Eurasian tree sparrow), 1835 nucleotides. Its product is annotated as methanethiol oxidase-like. Gene Ontology annotation, molecular function: selenium binding. NCBI's taxonomy places the organism in Eukaryota, Metazoa, Chordata, Aves, Passeriformes, Passeridae. Bases 42 to 1421 code for a protein of 459 amino acids. The transcript is spliced from 9 exons. The record is from RefSeq and is a predicted model, not a curated record.
CGGCGCCGGGGGCAGCUGGGGGGAAUGGCAGCGCCCCGAAAAUGGGGGCGGUGAUUUGGGAGAGCUGCCCCGAGCUGUCCCCGUCCCGCUCGGGGCUUCCCGGCGCGGUUCGAGCCGCUUUUGUGUCCCCAGCGCCGAGGGAGGAGGUGGCCUACGUGACCUGCACCUACAGGUCCACCUGCAUCGAGCAGCCCGAUUUCCUGGCCACCGUGGACCUGAACCCGCGCUCCUGCACCUACGGCCAGGUGAUCCACCGGCUGCCCAUGCCCAACCUCAAGGACGAGCUGCACUGCGCGGGCUGGGGCCCCGCCUGCGGCUGCUUCGACAGCGGCGCCGCGGCCAAAAGGAGCAAGCUGGUGCUGCCCGGCCUCAUCUCCUCCCGCAUCUACGUGGUGGAUGUGGGCUCGCAGUGCCGGGCGCCGCGCAUCUGCAAGAUGAUCGAGCCCGUGGAUGUGUUCUGGAAGUGCAACAAGGGCUACCUGGCUGUCACCCACCCCCUGCCCAACGGGGACGUGCUGGUGGCCAACAUGGGCGACCCCGCUGGCAACGGCAAAGGUGGCUUCGUGGUGCUGGACGGAGAGACCUUCGAGCUGAAGGGCAACUGGGAGAGCGAGUGUGAGGCUCCCCCGACCGGCUACGACUUCUGGUACCAGGCCCGGCACAACGUCCUGGUCAGCUCGGCCGGGCUGGUGCCCAAGGUGGCCGGGCGUGGCUUCAACCCCGAUGACCUCAAGAAAGGGGUCUUCGGCCGCCGCCUGAACGUGUGGAACCUGUCGUGCCGCAGCCUCACGCAGUGCUUCGACCUGGGCGAGGAUUCCCUGCCGCUGAGCGUGCGCUUCCUGCACAGCGCCGAGGCCGCCGAGGGCUACGUGGGCUGUGCCCUGAGCGGGGCCAUCUUCCGCCUCUACCGAUCCUGCGAGGCGACCUUCAUCGCCGACCUGGUCAUCAGCCCGGACGACCGGUUCCUGUUCGUGUGCAACUGGCUGCACGGGGACAUCCGGCAGUACGAGCUGGCCAGGAACUGCAAGCCGCGGCUGGUGGGGCAGGUGUUCGUGGGGGGCAGCAUCCUGCGAGGGGGCCCCGUGACCGUGUGCCGGGACGAGGAGCUCAAGUGCCAGCCCGAGCCGCUGGUGGUCAAGUGCAAGCGCGUGUACGGCGGCCCCGCCUCGCUGCAGCUGAGCCUGGACGGGAAGCGGCUCUACGUGACCAACUCCUUCUACAGCACCUGGGACCGGCAGUUCUACCCCAGCCUGCUCAAGGAGGGCUCGGUGAUGCUGCAGCUCGACGUGGACACGGACAAGGGCGGCCUGGCCGUGAACAAGAACUUCCUGGUGGAUUUCGGCAAGGAGCCCCACGGGCCGUGCCUGGCGCACGAGAUUCGCUUCCCCGGCGGCGACGCCAAAUCCGUGACCCUGCCCUGAGCCAGCCCGGCAGCGCCGCGGGACCCGGGGCUGUGGAGUGCCCUGGGGGAUGGCAUUGGGACUUUGGGGUGCCCCGGGUGACGGGAUUGGGGAUUUGGGGUGCCCCGGGUGACGGCAUUGGGGGGGAUUGGGGUUUUGGGGUGCCCUGGGUGAUGGUUUUGGGGGGGAUCAGGGCUUUAGGGUCCCCUGGCUGAUGGGACCAGGACUGUGGGGUGCCCUGGGUGAUGGGAUUGGGACUUUGGGGUGGCCUGAGUGAUGGGAUUGGGGGGUUUGGAGUUUUGGGGUCCCCUGGCUGAUGGGAUCGGGGCUUUGGGGUGCCCCGGGUGAUUCGGGGCUUAAGGAUCCCACGGGGGAUUCCUGCUUUGGGGUCCCCUCGGGUGAUUUCAGGGUUCGGGAUCCCCCGGGCCAUUCCCG